CUGAAACAUGAUUUGUGACGAGUGACUGAUUUGGCUUGUGUUUGCCACAAAUGAUAACAUCUUGCUUUUCUUGCCCAUAUGUACAGUACUACCAAGCCCACCUGUUAAUGUGACGAUAUCUAUUGUGCGUGGUGAACAGAUUAUUGUCAUCUUUCACUGGGACACCAUGGCAAGUGCACUUCCUACCCAGUACUACAGUAUUCAGGUUAGACGACUACAAACUCCCGGUGUUCCCACAGGUAACACCACGUUUUACGACUGGCACACAUUUGGCACAGUCUAUGGUCCCAAGAAUCGCAUAGCAGUGAGGAACUCAGAUGAAACAGGCUUAUUUGAGGGAAAUUUUGAAGCGCGUAUCAUUUCAGGGAACAAGUAUGGCGAGACAGUGUCAAAGGUUAUGAAAUUUAAUGUUGCUAAAUAUCUUACUGGAGGAUCAUCUAUCAAUCAUCCAAGCAUCAUAAUAUUGAUUAUUUCUGUUUUAUUGAUCCUGAUUAGUUUUGCAUCAUCUUAUGAUGUAGUAAAACUGUAGUACUGUAUAUGCUGGGUUUUAGUAUAUC
This is a messenger RNA of Anneissia japonica, 557 nucleotides long. RefSeq lists its product as uncharacterized. Lineage: Eukaryota; Metazoa; Echinodermata; Crinoidea; Comatulida; Comatulidae. The transcript has 3 exons. The coding region runs from base 167 to 529 and encodes 120 amino acids. The record is from RefSeq and is a predicted model, not a curated record.